This is a messenger RNA of Oryza sativa Japonica Group (Japanese rice), 2842 nucleotides long. Its product is annotated as protein ENHANCED DISEASE RESISTANCE 4. NCBI's taxonomy places the organism in Eukaryota, Viridiplantae, Streptophyta, Magnoliopsida, Poales, Poaceae. Gene Ontology annotation, biological process: regulation of defense response to fungus. The record is from RefSeq and is a predicted model, not a curated record.
CACGCCCAUCCACGGUCAACCUUCAAAUCCUCCCGCUCCUCCUCUCCGUUUUAUUUUAUUUUACUACCAACCCGCUCACAGUUUGACCACGGGUUGUUCUCCACUUCUCCUCCUCCCUCUCUCUCUCUCGCAGCAGUACACACAAGCGAAGCAAAAGCGCGGUGCGGAGAAGUCUCCCCGCCGGGGAGGCCCGUUCACACCGGUGAUUGGGUUGGAGCAAUUAAAGCUUUCCUCCUAGUCAACCCCAGCUCCUCUGCGAGGAAAGAAUUGAUCUCUUUUAUAAUCCUGGGCUCUCACUGUUCGUUUGCUUCUUCGUUUCGCCUGCCAAACUUUCCGAGAAGCGGAGCAGCAGUUGAGGAGAAACGACGGGGAGAAGCGGCCGAGGAGGUCUGGAGAAAAGGCUCAGCGGGCGUUGUAAUAUUAGAGCUCAGAGGACACCAUUGACAAGCAGAGGAAUUAGGUUCUACAUCAACCUGAUAAAUUGUGCAUCGUGUGAUGUUCUGGGCGUUUCUUGCUUCAUGGCAAGCGUAAACACUGGAGGUUUACGCCUGGUGAGAUGCCCAAAGUGUUAUAACAUUCUACCAGAACCUCCCAGUGUUGAGGUCUACAAGUGUGGUGGUUGUGACACCAUACUUCGAGUUAAAAUCCGUCCCAGCAAUGGACAAAAUGUAGCGACGAAACAAGUCCGGCAAGACUCCGAUGAUUUUUCGGUUGCUACCACCGCGAGCAAUGGAGUGCAUCCUCAAAAGAAGGAUAUUGCUUUCAGUGGUGCUACCAUGGACAGAUCCCGUACCCCUGAUGCUCCGAGCACUGACACAGAGCAUGCCAGUAAUGGCACGAGCAGCAACGAUAAUGGCCAUGCUAUGUCAGUUGAGAAUAAUGCUUCUGAAGUUGCAGAUACUGACAACAAGGAAGAUUGCAAUUUGGAUGGCCAGAACACUAGUGGAAGGAUCGAAGGCCCUUCUGAAGAAAUACCACCCAAUGCAAAUGGCAUGGAUAUCGAUUCCGACAGAGAGGAAACCUACAAUGUGGAAGGAAUUGCUGAGAAUUCAGAGGAUUGCAGGGUAAGAGGAGGUGGAGAUAUUGAUACAGAAUGCAACCUGAGUUUACCUGAGCACGAAUUGCCCUUACAUCAGGAGAGCAAGUCAGACUCCGAGCUGAAGGAAGCAACCAAAACCGAAGACGAGGCAACCAAGAAAGGCCAUCUUGUGAGGGUGCAAUCCCGUUCUUGCGAUCUUCGAGAGUCGCAUCGCGCGUCGGCCGGUAGCUCAAUGGAUUUCCACUCUGCCAGGACUUCCCUCCAGUCCAAGAGCUUCAGGGCGAGCGAGCCGCUCCAAUCGAAGAUCAUGAAGACAGUGGACGAGCUGAGAGGUGACCUCUCUGAAUUUUUCAGCAAACCUGAAGAAGAAGGAGAAGACGACGACGAUCGCAAGCCAAAAACAGCAGCUUACCCUCCUCGUCCUUCAAAGCAAGACGGCUACAGCAAGCCUCGUGCGCCGUUCACUUCCAGUGUGCCACUCACGGCUUACCACCCUGCAGCUAAGCAUUCCGGCCAUGUAUCUCGCCUGAGCAGGUCAGGCCAAGUCCCUCCUCCUCCUCAUCAUCAUCGUGAGCUUUCCUCGCUGCGAUAUCGCCGGCGGCGCAGGGCCUACUCGUGCUGCCACAGCGACCAGAUGGAGACGAUGAGGCGACCGUGCUCCCACGACUGCUGCCAUUACCAUAGCUGCCGGCCACCACCAUGUCACCACCAUGACCGGCCAUGGAAGAGCCAAGAAGGCGCGAUGCAAAGGCCGCCGGUGCAGGAGACGACGAGGCGCCGGGCUCCGCCCAGGCACCACUGCCGGCCGGUGCUGCGCGGCGCGCCGUUCGUCGUCUGCUCCGGCUGCAACCGGCUGGUCCAGCUGCCCACCGACUUCGCCGUCCCGAGCAAAGGCACGCGCCGGCUGCAGUGCGGCUCCUGCUCGGAGAUCCUCUCCUACUCGUACAGGGACCCGGCCAAGAAGAAGCUCCAGUCUCCGUCCGGCGACGGCGAGGAGUGCCAGUACAGCACCGACGACUACGAGAUCCAUCAGGCGGCCGGCGACGCCGACCCGUUCUCGUACUCGGAGGAGUACGGCGUGAUCAGCUACUCCACCGAGGAGGAGCAGCAGCCGCUGCACGUGUCGAGGAACUCGUCGUUCGACACCGUCGACGACGAGCGGAGCGCCAAGCUGCACCGGCUGAUGGGGUACUCGUCGGCGAGCGAGCUGCUGCGGCUGCGGCGCUCCCCCGACCUGUACGAGAGCUUCGGAGAGCGGACGCCCGCUGCAAGAACGAGUGACACGAAGGGCAAGGCCAUCUGCGUAGCUGACGAAGAGGAGCAUCCCAGCGCGAAGGUGAGAAGAGGCCGUGGCUUGCCGCUCCCAGGGAUCCUGAAGAAGGGGAUCCAUGGACUGGAAUCCCUGAAGCUCAGGUAGUCACUCGUCAGGUCAUAGCGGAUGAUGUACACUACUCUAUUUUUUGAGGAUUAACUGAUUAUGGCCAGUUUAGGGAAUUCAGAAACGGGCUUGGUUAUUAGGGUGCUGGGAUAGUGGGUAAGAUGCUGAUAGGUGUGAUAGUUCAUUGUAUUUGAUCAUUAGUUUGUGUAAAGGUUGGUUUUCUGUGGCAAUUUUGUGUGCUUUUUGGUGGUGGUGUGUGAUUUGCAGUAUUGUUGAUUGUAUAGGCUAAAAAGGCUACGACCUGUGUGCAAAUUAGCUGUUGUAACUAUUUUGAGUUUUUUUUUAAUCUUGAUAGAGGAGUUUUUCUUCCUUCUGAAAUGGAAAAGGAUUGCCACUUUUGAUUAUGAAUGUUUGAAGCUGCUGUA